Molecule: messenger RNA, 730 nt
Organism: Rhipicephalus sanguineus (brown dog tick)
Lineage: Eukaryota; Metazoa; Arthropoda; Arachnida; Ixodida; Ixodidae
Product: protein FAM136A
Exons: 3
Coding region: 171-590 (139 amino acids)
Cellular component (GO): cytoplasm
Source: RefSeq, a predicted model, not a curated record
GCGCACGUGGUGGUGGUCUGUUUGCUUGGGUGACGCCGGUAACGACAUAAGCACGUAAGCCCACAAGCAUAGAGCCUGAUAGAGCCACAAGUGCGAGCGACGUCGCCGCCGGGAGACUUUUAAUCAGCUUGUUCUACUAGAAACAUUGCUGUGCAGAACAAAUCGAUAGAAUGGCUGAAGAUGCUGCUCAGCGUGUUCAAACUGCCGUGGGCAACAUGGUCAAGGAUCUCGACAACUCUUGUCUCCGCAAAAUAUUGGGCAACAUGCACAGGUGUGCAGUUAAGUGUUGUGACGACUCCAGCUUGUCAAUGGAUGGUGCUCGCACAUGCAUAGUGAACUGCUCAGAACCUCUAAACAAAGCCCAAGACAAAGUUGAAGGUGAACUUGGAAACUUUCAGGACCGCAUACAAAUGUGUGUAAAGCAGUGCGAGAAUGACGUGCGGGACCAGAUGAGCUCAAAGACGACAGAAGCAGAAGCGUCCAAGCUGAAAGACCAAUAUAGCUCAUGUGUUGUGAAGUGUGCAGACAAACAUAUUGCUCUUUUGCCACAGAUGCACCGAAGGAUGAAAGAGUCGCUAAGCACACUUUAGAAUCUACUGUGCACUGCUGUUUCAGUUGUUUGUACUGACUUUUGUGUUUCUAGAAUGAGUGAAUACCAAUUUACAUGGCAUGUGGCCUUGCUUGUUGCUAUCUGCCAUAAAUUUUUGAUGAUCAAAGCAAAAUAAUAAUU